GCGCCGCCCCGCCCGUCUCCUCCUUCCCGUCCCGUCUCCUCCUUCCUGUCCUCCUCCCACGCGCUCUUCCCUCUCCCGCUCCCAUUCCCGCCCAACGCCUCCUUUACCACCUCCUUCCUCUUCACCGCGCCUCCCUCCGCGCGCCCCGCCUCCCGUCUCUCCUUCGUCAUCCUCCCCGACCCGCUCACCGCCGCCGCAGCGGAUGCGAGCGCGAGGGGGUUUCGGUGGUCGGGUGCGACGAUGAAGAUGGCGGCAAGCACGCCGGCUCGCCACGCAUUGCGAAAGAUGGAGGAUCUGAUCGGAUCAGUCGAGAUCGGGGAAGAGGCGGGCUCCCCGUGCGACGGUGGCUCACGGGAGCCGAAGGCGACACGGUGGACAAUGCGGGGUCGCCGGAUAGGAUGAGGUCGACGUGGUGGCAUCGGCGCUAGCAGGCAACGGCGGCGGAGGCGCGUACGAGCGCGGGGAGCGGCGGAGGCAAUGGGAUACGCAGGCGUGCAAGGCGCUCGUCGAGGAGGGCUACGAGGUGGUGCUCAUCAAUUCCUACCCGGCCACCAUCAUGACCGACCCUGACCUCGCCUACCGCACCUAUAUCGGCCCCAUGACGCCGCGGCUCGUCGAGCGCAUCAUCGCCUCCGUGUGUCCCGACGCGCUGCUCCCCACCAUGGGCGGACAGACAGCGCUCAUCCUCGCCGACUCGGGCGCGCUCGACCGCCUCGGGGUGCGCCUCAUCGGGGCCUCCCUGCCCGCCAUCCGCGCCGCUGAGGACCGCCAGCUAUUCAAGCUGGCCAUGGACCGCAUCGGGCUCAAGACGCCGCCCUCCGGCAUCGGCACCACGCUCGAGGAGUGCCUCGCCAUCGCAGAGGACAUUGGGGAGUUCCCGCUCAUCGUCUGCCCGACCUUCACGCUCGGCGGCACUGGCGGAGACAUCGCCUACAACAGGGCCGAGUUCGAGGACAUCUGCAGGGCGGGCCUCGCCGCGUCGCACACGCAGCAGGUGCUCGUGGAGAAGUCCCUGCUCGGGUGGAAGGAGUACGAGCUGGAGGUCUGCUCGAUUGAGAACAUCGACGACGCCUUGGGCGUGCACACGGGGGAUUCCAUCACGGUGGCACCUGCGCAGACGCUCACUAACAAGUGAGUGUCAUAGGCUCAGGGACACCUCCGUGGCCAUCAUCCGGGAGAUUGGUAUGGAGUGUGGUGGUUCCAAUGUGCAAUUCGCGGUGAACCCUGCAGACGGAGAGGUGAUGGUGAUUGAGAUGAAUCCCAGGGUGUCCAGGUCGUCUGCGCUUGCAUCAAAGGCCACAGGGUUUCCGAUAGCCAAAAUGGCCGCGAAGCUGUCAGUAGGUAAUACUUUGGACCAGAUUCCCAAUGAUAUCACGAGGAAGACUCCUGCGAGCUUUGAGCCCUCCAUUGAUUAUGUGGUCGCAAAGAUACCACGCUUUGCAUAUGAGAAGUUCCCUGGCUCUGAGCCAAUAUUAACCACACAGAUGAAGUAUAUUGGGGAGGCAAUGACAACAGCAGUAGUCAAACUCGAUGCCCUGGCCUAUGCGAUUAGGCCCACUACCUAAUAUCAACACCUUCUUCUUAUUGGUUGGAGCUGACUCACAUUCAUACUCAUAAGAAGAGUACAUGUAGGGGGUGUUGUCUUCAAACUAUGCAGCACAGGUAUCAACAUGCUUAUAUGUUGGAGCAACACCUAAUGCCAUCUGACAUCGCUCGAUGAAGAUGUCGUAAAUGCAAUCUGCUUGUCACUGAAACCCCUCCUCUUCACUUGAUAGAAAUCAUCUUUCAACAACUGAUCUAGGCUCCUUGAAAUAAGGAACCAUUUGUCAAUGAAGCUAAUUUCAUGGAUGUCUUCAACCCCAAUUGAAGGCGGAUUGGCUCCAUGCAGCGGAGGCAAGCGUGAGGGGGGUCCGGCCUAUUCGGUGGCCGGGUGCGAUGAUGAAGAUGGUGGCAAGCACGUCGGCUCGCCACACGUUGCGAAAUAUGUCGGAUCCUAUCGGACCCGUUGAGAUCGGGGAGGAGGCAGGCUCCGUGGCUCGUGGGAGCGGAGGCAACACAGUGGACGAUGCAGAGUCGCUGGAUCGGAUGAGGUCGACAGUGGGUCGAUCCUAUGACUGAUGUGGCAGCACGAGACGGUGCAACUGCGGGACAGCAACAAUAACUGAAUCGGUGAUUGUGACUUUGUGCUCUAGCGACGACAUCGGGAGGACUGUCGGCUUUGAUGUCGACAGUAGGAUUUUUGGUGUGGCAGUAGCCUUCAUGCUGCCUUUGUGUUGCUGUGUGUAUUGUAGUAUAGGGACGACUUCUGUGCUAGCGGCGGUGUAAUUUUUUAGUUUUAGCUUGUGGGCCCCACCAUAUGUAUGCCAUGUAUGUACUGCAUGUAUGUGUAUAUGUGUACAGAAAAUCUAGGGCAAACAAAAAUCCUAGUUUUCAUGUUGGGUAC
This is a messenger RNA of Phragmites australis (common reed), 2443 nucleotides long. Its product is annotated as carbamoyl-phosphate synthase large chain, chloroplastic-like. Gene Ontology annotation, molecular function: ATP binding; metal ion binding. Gene Ontology annotation, cellular component: cytoplasm. The transcript has 2 exons. The record is from RefSeq and is a predicted model, not a curated record. Lineage: Eukaryota; Viridiplantae; Streptophyta; Magnoliopsida; Poales; Poaceae. Bases 557 to 1135 code for a protein of 192 amino acids. Gene Ontology annotation, biological process: L-glutamine metabolic process.